Mercenaria mercenaria is the source of this 2569-nucleotide messenger RNA. Its product is annotated as leucine-rich repeat-containing G-protein coupled receptor 4-like. Gene Ontology annotation, molecular function: protein binding. The transcript is spliced from 3 exons. The coding region runs from base 184 to 1575 and encodes 463 amino acids. The record is from RefSeq and is a predicted model, not a curated record. Lineage: Eukaryota; Metazoa; Mollusca; Bivalvia; Venerida; Veneridae.
UUAAAUGUUAGCAUAUAAUGGGCCGUAGGAAAUUAAAAUUAGAUAAACAGAUGCCUAUAAAACUGGCAAUCAGCAAGAUUAUGAGAUUUUAUUUUGCGAUACAAUCGACACGCAGACGUUUCAUAAACAGUUAUCAGUUAAAGAAGUAAAGCUCAAACAACUCUGUGGCACAUUGGUUUGAAAAUGCAGUUCAUAGCGAUUUUCAGUAUUGCUGCUACAAUAUCAUUUAACUGCGAAGCAUUCCUGCUGGGUAAUAGCUGCCUAGCACCGGCACCGUGUACAUGUUCAGGGUCUGGAUCUUCGUAUGCGUUUAUUAACUGCAACGGCAAAAGUCUCAAUACAAUACCACACUUCUUGAAGGCUGACAAACAUGUGUCGAUAUUAUAUGCCCAUUUGUAUAGCAACCAUUUGACCACAAUUCCAAAUUAUGCUUUCAAAAACCUGAGUACUAUUAACGCUACAUCUAUCCGUUUUCAACUCCAGUCCAACAAGAUAUCAACAAUCGAUAGAUAUGCUUUCAGUGGAAUUGAAAAUGUUACCUAUGCACUCGAUCUACAAAAUAAUAAUUUAUCUAGUAUACCGAUGGCUGUAUAUAACCUUCCUUCUCUCGCAAACUUGUACAUGAAGGGCAAUCCUCUAAACUCUCUGGAUGUAUUAACUCAGUCGAAAAUUAGUAGUACUCUUCAAAGAUUGAAUUUUGAUUUAAAUGAGUUUUCAUCUUGGCCAAAUGAGCUAAGAUUAUUACACAACUUGAAGGCUUUAAUUGUUUCCAAUAUAAACUUCACACAUCUUUCUUCCGAAGCAUUCCAAGGCUUUGAACAUUCACUCACAAUGCUUAACAUGCAGUACGCGGCCAAUUUUGAAACGAUUCCAGACGCCGUAUGUCAUCUCUCAAACUUACAAUCCUUAUCUUUAAACUUUUUCACUGGACUAAACGAAAACAGCACUUCAAUUUUCGAUCAUUGUACUAAAACAUUAAACAAAGUCAACAAUUUAGAUAUGGGGUACAAUAAGCUCACAAAAUUUCCUGAUGUAUUUCAUAUUUUUCCUUCCUUAACUAGUCUGCAGCUUUAUCAAAAUGCUCUUGAAAUUUUAGAAUCUGAAAAGAUUCCGACAAAUAAUGUCUUGUCUGAUAUAAAUCUUGGUGGCAAUAGAUUUAAAAGAAUCCCUGAUGCAUUAAACAAGUUGCAAGGUCUUACAAGUCUUGAUUUGUCAUACAAUGACAUUUCUUCUGUUGAAGAUCAUGAUCUAAGCGGGUUGGUCCAUCUUGGUACACUUUAUUUACGAUACAAUCCUAUCAAGUACAUCUCGACUCAUGCCUUUAAAAAUAACAAUGCACUCACAACAGUAGAUCUAUCUGGAACAAGCCUCAAAAGCAUCCCUUCUGCAGUAAUGUCUUUGCAAAAUUUGUCUUAUUUUGAUUUAAGGACAACAGAUCCUAUUCCAUGCACAUGUGAAAUGUCAUAUCUGAAAGGUUGGAAUGCAAUAGCUGUUCGGAAUUUUGAUGGAGAAUGUGCUUACUCCGGUGUUAAAAUUCAAAGUUUCAUCAUGUCCUCGUUACAGCAAUGUCCAUAAUGUAUUCUACUUCAGUCAACUUUUACUUUUGCAAACGCACACAUAUUUCAGUAUUAUAAGCAUAGACCGAUUAAUUAAUGAACAUUUAAAUGAGUGGAGAAAAAAUGUGCAUUGUUUUCAAUGUUUUAUGAAAACAAAACUUAUUAUUCAUAUUCCUGUAUUUGUCAAAGAAUUUAUUGUCUGCGUUUUUUUCAUUUUCGUUUGAUAUUUUUAUCAGAUUUUCCAUUAAAAUAAUACGCAAAUUAAUUCUAUGGUCUUCUAAAUUGAAAUAUGAAAAUUUCAAUCAAAUUUCGUUGCGUUAUGACUGACAUAUUCUCAUUGAGUUUUUUACCAAAUAACUGCAAUACUGUUAAAAUAUUCUUAAAGAUUAUUACCCGCUAAUACGUGCAGACACCGCGAAUGUAAGACAUUUUAGCAAAUGUUAAUUUUAACUAUUCUUGUUUUGUUAAUUAUCAUUUGGGAACACUUUAUUUUGAUUUUUGUAUCAUACUAUAUUUCACUGUGUAUACACUUUAAGCAAUAUUUUAGAAUGAAAAUGUCAAUUGUGGUGUUCUAGAGUAAAAUUGAUAAGGGAUGUUUCUGAAUUUUCACCAUCACUAUCUUAUAGAUAAUAUAUAUAUCUUUGCAAAAUAUACUUCAACAAGAUUUCGUGAUCAUUUUGCUUGUGUCCCUUUGCAGUGACGUAUAAAUAUCGUAAUGGUGAAAAUUCAGGAAUAUCACUUACAAAAUUGAUAUUUUCUUUAUUUCAAGGUAGUGGAAAUAUCAAUUUUAUUUCACUGAUAUACUCCAGCAAUUCACUUAAAAUUUAGAUAAAUCCAUAAUUAUAUGUAUAUAUUGUAAAAAUGCCUUUAAUCGUAUUUGAAUCUUUCUUGAAUCUUUUCCUUGAAAGUCCAGCAUUGGUAAAUUUGUGACGAACACUCUGUCUUUUAGUUGACAGUCCGAUGUUGGGUUUUUGAUAUGCAUGUACCAUAUAUCAAUUCUAAUUCAAAUAAAU